This is a messenger RNA of Striga hermonthica, 660 nucleotides long. The record is from the annotation of a GenBank genome assembly. NCBI's taxonomy places the organism in Eukaryota, Viridiplantae, Streptophyta, Magnoliopsida, Lamiales, Orobanchaceae.
AUGUCCAAGAAAUUAGAACAAAGUUGCAGCAGACAACAAAGAUGGUCUCUUCAUGGCAUGACAGCUCUAGUCACUGGUGGCACAAAAGGAAUUGGGUACGCCAUAGUCGAGGAGCUUGCCGGUUUUGGCGCGAACAUUUACACGUGCUCGAGAAACAAAAUCGAGCUCGACGAGAGGCUUAAAGAAUGGGAAGACAAAGGGUUUAAGGUCAAAGGUUUUGUUUGUGAUUUGACUUCAAGAACACAAAGAGAGGAGCUUAUGAGAAAUGUUUCUAUAGCUUUUGAUGGCAAGCUCAAUAUCUUGGUAAACAAUGCCGGAAUGACUAUGCUGAAGCGAACUUCCGACCACACGGCCGACGAUUUGGGCCGGAUUAUUGGAACAAAUUUGGAGGCACCUUAUCAUAUUUCCCAAUUGGGUUAUCCUCUACUUAAAGCUUCUAAAUCAGGAAACAUUGUGUUUAUAUCCUCUGUGGCUGGCUCCAUUGCACUUCCUGCACUCUCUGCCUAUGCUGCAUCAAAAGGUGCUAUAAAUCAACUGACCAAGAAUUUGGCCUGUGAAUGGGCCAAGGACAAUAUUCGAACAAAUACAGUGGCACCUUUUGGCGUUCGAACAGACGCUGUCAAGCAUCAACAGGCAUGUAAUCUCCUCAUAUGCAAAUAA